Messenger RNA from Aspergillus aculeatus ATCC 16872, 2136 nucleotides. Its product is annotated as fungal specific transcription factor domain-containing protein. Gene Ontology annotation, biological process: DNA-templated transcription. Gene Ontology annotation, molecular function: DNA binding; zinc ion binding. Bases 1 to 2136 code for a protein of 711 amino acids. The transcript has 4 exons. The record is from RefSeq and is a predicted model, not a curated record. NCBI's taxonomy places the organism in Eukaryota, Fungi, Ascomycota, Eurotiomycetes, Eurotiales, Aspergillaceae. Gene Ontology annotation, cellular component: nucleus.
AUGUGCCACUUUGUGGGUCCCCAGGGAGUCUCGACCGGGGAUUCUCAUGACAUCCAGUACUACAUCCACAAACUUGAGGCCCGUGUGCAGCAGUUGUCGAAUGGGAAUCCCUUGCCUCCGGCACAACAACCACCACAACCACCACAACCACCACAACAGUUCCGUGCAGACAUUGCUUGGACCCCAGGCUUGCUGCCAGCAGAGCCUCAGUCCCUGACUCAUACAGCGGAACCGAUUUCCGAACCGCAGGCGGAGUUCCCAGGCACUAUCUCAAUUGAACACGAUGGUACAAGCUACCAUAAUCCAACACAUUGGCAAGCUGUGCUGGACGAGAUUGCCGAGGUCAAGGAGUUCCUUCAGAUGCACGAGAAUACUUCUCCCGAGGAGGUGGAAGAGGAGGAUGUAGUCCCGGAUGUUUCGGGCCCUGUACUGCUAUUCGGAAACUCCAUUCCCUCAACUAUCUCGGAGCUCCUUGCCGCUUUGCCCGUUCGAUCCAUGGCAGAUAGGUUGGUAUCGGCCUAUUUGAAUUCGAAAGAGUCCCCUCUGGUGCUUAUACAUACUCCAACAUUCACCCGAGAGUAUACUGCUUUCUGGAAGAACCCCCAGAGCGCAUCCAUUAGUUGGCUAGCCUAUCUCUACACUAUCCUCAGUGCGGCCGCCGGACUGCACCUGUUCACCACGGCUGGCAGGGCGGAGGGUCAUUUUGCAGAAGCAUUCGAUGAGUAUUUCCGCUUGGCGUCGCAAUGUCUCACCAUGGCGGAGUAUACGAGACCGGGACGAUACAAAUUGGAGACUCUCAUUUUGAGCAUCUGUUGUGAGAUUCUCAGAAGCACCGACACCCACGUCGGGCCAUCCAUCCUGCUGGGGUUGGCCACUCGCUUGGCUAUUCAUAGCGGCUACCAUCGCGAUCCUGAACAUUAUCGCGAGAUCUCGGUGUUUGACGGCGAGAUGCGACGUCGGGUUUGGAUGUAUCUCUGUCUCCUAGACCACUACAUCUCGUGUCAGGCUGGCCUUCCCCCCACCACCGCGCAGGCGCAAUCCGAUACUCUGGAGCCGAGAAACUUGACAGAUGACGAUCUGGAUCCUUCGGCCACGACCUUACCUGCUUCCAGGCCUCCGACCGAGAAAACUCUGAUUCUCUUCCCGGUCGCUCUCAAUCGGGUGAUGUUUGCGGGAGCCGACAUUGCCCGCAAAGUUUGCUCGGUCAAAGGAGUCCCCUACCAGGAGGUGCUUGAGCUGGAUGCAAAGCUGCGAGGUCUCCACGCCAAUAUCCCACCACCUUUGCGGUUUCGCCCGCCGAGCGAGUCUAUCGCAGACCCUCCCACUACGAUUAUGGACCGGUAUAAUAUUGAUCUCAUGUAUCAGAAGGCUCGCUCAGACCUUCAUCGCCGAUAUCUUACCCAGCAUCGCCUAAAUCCCAAAUACGCAUAUUCGCGCCGGGAGUGCUUGGAUGCGGCCAGAAGGGUCCUGCAGCAUCAGUCCGAUAUUUUCAACGAGAGUUCACCGGGUGGGCAAUUAAACUACGCCUCCUUCUUCUUCUCGUCAUGUGUGAUUAUGCAUUUCCGCACAGCGGCAAUGAUUGUCUCACUAGAGAUCUCCUGCCAAUCGAGACAUGACCUCCAGCAGAGCCUGUCACCCGAUGCAAGGCAGGCCAUAUUGGUAGAACGACAAGCACUUUCCCAUGAGCUCGAGCGUUCCUACAAUAUUUGGAACCGCCUUCGCCAUCAAUCCAAGGAGGCAUUGAAAACUGCAGAAGCCUUGCGGAUCAUGCUGAAUGUGGCCAACACCCACCUACAGCACGGCGCAACACCUGGCAUAGAUGCACCUUCGCUGGCCCCCGUGGAUUAUGGAGUGACCAACGCCUUUGCUGAACUCGAACUCAUGCCUCCUCACCUCUCUUCGCCACCGAGCCAGAGUCAGAGUCCUCAGGGUACCCCAUUCGAUGUCAACCUGAUGGAUGCCACGUUCUAUUUGGGACAGAGCGUCGGGGCUCAACAUGCUCAAUUCAAUGCUCCUACCGACGCUGCGGAUUUCUUCGACCGCUACUGGGACAAUCUGAUGCUUCUUGGUGAUGGCCAAUCUUUUGGGGAGAUACCGACCGAUCCGAACACUGAUUUUGGGUCGAGUCAAUUCUAA